Rattus rattus (black rat) is the source of this 3602-nucleotide messenger RNA. It is a transcript of the gene Large1, whose product is annotated as LARGE xylosyl- and glucuronyltransferase 1. NCBI's taxonomy places the organism in Eukaryota, Metazoa, Chordata, Mammalia, Rodentia, Muridae. Gene Ontology annotation, molecular function: glucuronosyltransferase activity; xylosyltransferase activity. The record is from RefSeq and is a predicted model, not a curated record. Gene Ontology annotation, biological process: protein O-linked glycosylation via mannose.
CUACACAGUAUCCUGAUUUUUAUCACCACCAUAAGCCAUUCUGUUCCCACUUUUUUUUCCCAUUUCAGUAUGGCUUCUGUGACUUGUCAUUUACAGACCAUAUGCUUUCCUGCUAAGAUGGGGGAUUGUGGUAAGAUCCUGGGGAGGUAAUGCCGGGAUCUCUGGAGGUAAAUCUCCCAAGAUAACACUUCCUUGGUCUUUCCUCCUCUAGAUGGGAAACCCGUGUCUCUGUCUCCCCUGGAGUCAAGCCCACAGUCCCAGGUACACCGCCUCCAGCCAACGGGAGCGGGAGAGCCUGGAAGUACGAGUGCGAGAGGUUGAGGAGGAAAACCGUGCUCUGCGCAGGCAGCUCAGCCUGGCUCAGGGUCAGAGCCCUGCUCACCGCCGUGGGAACCACUCCAAGACAUACUCCAUGGAGGAGGGAACAGGGGACAGUGAGAACCAGCGAGCUGGCAUUGUGGCAGGCAACAGCUCUGAGUGUGGGCAGCAGCCGGCUGUGGAGAAGUGUGAGACCAUCCAUGUGGCCAUCGUCUGUGCCGGAUACAACGCCAGCAGGGACGUUGUCACCCUGGUGAAAUCCGUCCUCUUUCAUAGGCGGAACCCUCUUCACUUCCACCUCAUUGCCGAUUCUAUCGCGGAGCAGAUCCUGGCUACUCUCUUCCAGACCUGGAUGGUGCCUGCAGUCCGAGUAGACUUCUAUAACGCUGAUGAGCUCAAGUCUGAAGUGUCCUGGAUUCCCAACAAACAUUACUCUGGGAUUUAUGGCCUGAUGAAGCUGGUACUGACCAAGACCCUACCUGCCAACCUGGAGAGAGUCAUUGUCCUAGACACCGACAUUACCUUUGCAACAGACAUCGCAGAGCUCUGGGCUGUGUUCCAUAAGUUCAAAGGUCAACAGGUCCUGGGCUUGGUAGAGAACCAGAGUGACUGGUAUCUUGGAAAUCUCUGGAAAAAUCACCGUCCAUGGCCAGCCCUUGGAAGGGGCUAUAACACAGGAGUCAUACUACUGCUUCUGGACAAGCUUCGGAAGAUGAAGUGGGAGCAGAUGUGGAGGCUGACAGCAGAGAGGGAACUCAUGGGAAUGCUGUCUACCUCCUUGGCUGACCAGGACAUUUUCAAUGCAGUCAUCAAACAAAACCCCUUUCUGGUGUACCAGCUUCCCUGCUUCUGGAAUGUGCAGCUGUCAGACCACACCCGCUCUGAGCAGUGCUACAGAGAUGUGUCCGAUUUAAAGGUCAUCCACUGGAACUCCCCCAAGAAGCUCCGUGUGAAGAACAAACAUGUGGAAUUCUUCCGCAACCUCUACCUGACCUUCUUGGAGUAUGAUGGCAACCUCUUGCGGCGGGAGCUGUUUGGGUGCCCCAGCGAGACUGAUGUCAACAGUGAAAAUCUUCAGAAGCAGCUGUCUGAGCUGGAUGAGGAUGACUUGUGUUAUGAGUUCAGGCGAGAGCGCUUCACUGUCCACAGAACCCACCUGUACUUCCUGCACUACGAGUUCGAACCUUCUGCUGACCACACAGAUGUUACCCUGGUCGCUCAGCUCUCCAUGGACAGACUACAGAUGUUGGAGGCCAUCUGUAAACACUGGGAGGGACCCAUCAGUCUGGCUCUCUACCUGUCGGAUGCAGAAGCCCAGCAGUUCCUCCGCUACGCCCAGGGAUCCGAGGUGCUCAUGAGCCGGCAGAACGUGGGCUAUCACAUCGUGUACAAGGAGGGUCAGUUCUAUCCCGUUAACUUCCUGCGCAACGUGGCGAUGAAGCACAUCAGCACACCCUACAUGUUCCUAUCCGACAUUGACUUCCUGCCUAUGUAUGGACUCUAUGAGUACCUCAGGAAGUCUGUCAUCCAGCUUGACCUUGCCAAUACCAAGAAAGCAAUGAUCGUCCCAGCAUUUGAGACGCUGCGCUACCGACUCUCUUUCCCCAAGUCAAAAGCAGAGCUGCUGUCAAUGUUGGACAUGGGGACCCUAUUCACAUUCAGGUAUCACGUAUGGACGAAAGGCCACGCACCCACAAACUUCGCCAAGUGGCGGACUGCCACCACGCCUUACCAGGUCGAGUGGGAGGCCGAUUUCGAGCCAUACGUUGUUGUGAGGCGGGACUGCCCCGAGUACGAUCGGAGGUUUGUCGGGUUUGGAUGGAACAAAGUGGCUCACAUCAUGGAACUGGACGCGCAGGAGUAUGAGUUCACCGUGCUGCCCAAUGCCUACAUGAUCCACAUGCCCCAUGCUCCUAGUUUCGACAUCACUAAGUUCCGCUCCAACAAGCAAUACCGAGUCUGUCUCAAAACCCUGAAGGAAGAGUUUCAACAGGACAUGUCCCGACGCUACGGCUUUGCUGCCUUGAAAUAUCUCACGGCUGAGAACAAUAGCUAGCACCACGGAGGCCACCACUAGGGAGAGACAUGCCACAAUGGAAGAGCCACUUCCUUCCUGGGGCCCAACUUUUGAAGACUCCAACACUGCUUUUCUUUGGUUUGUUUCCCUUUGUCUCUUUGGCCCCACAAAGCUGCUCUCUUCCGAGAUCUUGGACAGAGACCCAGCCCACCACGAGUGCUUCCAGAAUGGGACAUAGAAGGUGUGGAAGCAAAUGAAGAGUUAACAGUUUACCACAAAGCCACAGACCAAGUCAGGGUUUCUGGAUGUUCCCAUUGCUCUUUAACAAUCAUGGGUCAAACCUUAGCUGUUGAUGAAGUAAAAGCAAUAAAGUUCCCUACGAUGGAAAUUUACCCUGCCGCCUAGCUGGAUUCCCAUAGGGAGAGCAACUCAAGGAACAAAACAAACUUCUGGAGACUCUCAUAGGGACAUUAGACAUGCAGGGACCUGGAGGAGGGAUGGAUUGGUUCUUUAUUCUCAAAGUCACUCUUGUUUUUGUUUUGAGUUUUUGAAUUUGGGGGAUUUUGAUCUAGUAAUUCAAGUUUUUUUUUAAAAAAAAAUGUAAUCCUUAAAGCUCUAAAAGAAAAAUUAGCUCCCUCAAUCAACAACCCUCAACAUCAGUGGCCCUGCAAAGACAACCAUCCUCAGAGAACGGUCGCGUGUGAGCAGCUUCCUUCAUGAUGAACCCUGAGAACAAUCUGAUUUCAAGUUUCUACUCACUAGAUCCAGGGCUAUCACAGGGACUACAGAAAUAUGAAGCCAAACACUAUAUGCAAGUCACAUUUUCUAUGGACCAUGACCAAGUCACAAGGAAAGGGCUUCAUGGAACUACUUCGACACUCACAGAAGGUAUGAUCCCCUUCUUAGGCCUCUAGAGGAACUUGAACAGUUCGCAGAAGUCCAAUUUGAACACCCAUAUGACUACGUUGAAGCCACUGGAAGAAGUGGGUCAGGUAUCUCCGUGUUCUUCUCUGCCUCACUGUUGGAAGUGAGAGAACUGAUGAACUUCGUUUCCCCUCAGGACCUGUCCGAGUGUUGGCAAGCACCUCCUCACUGUUCAUAUGGAACAAACACUGGACCCAUUUUCUUUACCCUUCACUAUUACUGCUGUGUUUACAUUGAUGAGAACAAGAGUUAAUGGCCUACCCUCUACUGGGCUGUUUAUAUUGAGUUGCCAUGUGACCAGCAAAAGCUGCAUUCAAUAAAUGAAAAUACAGACUGUUUCUUC